CCAUCUUUGGACAGCCCUCUGGUGUCAUACGAAUUUCGCUCGCCACCUUCAACAGCGAGGAGAAGCAGUCCAAGGAUUUUCGUUCCGAUCGUCCGCGCAAAAGUCUAUCCAAAAUGAGGAUCCCAAUCGGACCGAAACAGGCCGAACAGGCCACCAAGUGGAUCUCGUCCGCCGUCGGCUUCGGAGCGGCCGGCUCCCUGAUCGGACUGUACCUGACCGAUUGGCGCUGCAUCGUGACCUACAUCCCGUUCUACGGUGGCAAGUUCAAGUCGGAGGAAUAAGCGCCUCAUUCGGCUGGGAGACAAGUUAGGGUAUUUCUUUGUUGUUCUAUCGGACAAACCAACAACCUGGAGAAGGCUAGCUUUUGUGAGUGGAAGUUGUUGUAUUUAGUGUAAAUUCGACUACCAAACUGGAUGAUCCUGGCUUCCCGAACUGCUGAUUUGCUGAUGGAGCUCGGAAUAAAUUAAUGACGAUCGACA
Molecule: messenger RNA, 479 nt
Organism: Culex quinquefasciatus (southern house mosquito)
Lineage: Eukaryota; Metazoa; Arthropoda; Insecta; Diptera; Culicidae
Gene: UQCR-6.4
Product: cytochrome b-c1 complex subunit 10
Exons: 2
Coding region: 114-281 (55 amino acids)
Biological process (GO): mitochondrial electron transport, ubiquinol to cytochrome c
Cellular component (GO): mitochondrial inner membrane
Source: RefSeq, a predicted model, not a curated record